This is a messenger RNA of Piliocolobus tephrosceles (Ugandan red Colobus), 937 nucleotides long. Its product is annotated as general transcription factor IIF subunit 1-like. Gene Ontology annotation, molecular function: TFIIF-class transcription factor complex binding; DNA binding; RNA polymerase II general transcription initiation factor activity. Lineage: Eukaryota; Metazoa; Chordata; Mammalia; Primates; Cercopithecidae. Gene Ontology annotation, biological process: positive regulation of transcription elongation by RNA polymerase II; transcription initiation at RNA polymerase II promoter. Gene Ontology annotation, cellular component: transcription factor TFIIF complex; nucleus. The record is from RefSeq and is a predicted model, not a curated record. The coding region runs from base 73 to 390 and encodes 105 amino acids. The transcript is spliced from 2 exons.
CUUUGCUUCCCGCUCCCCUAGGCUCGGCUGGAGCGGGACUUGAGCAACAAGAAAAUCUACCAAGAGGAGGAGAUGCCCGAAUCGGGCGCGGGCAGUGAGUUCAACCGCAAGCUUCGGGAGGAGGCUCGGAGGAAGAAGUACGGCAUCGUCCUCAAGGAGUUCCGGCCCGAGGACCAGCCCUGGCUGCUCCGGGUCAACGGCAAAUCUGGCAGGAAGUUCAAGGGCAUCAAGAAGGGAGGUGUGACAGAGAACACAUCCUACUACAUCUUCACCCAGUGCCCCGACGGGGCCUUCGAGGCCUUCCCCGUGCACAACUGGUAUAAUUUCACGCCGCUGGCCCGGCACCGCACGCUCACUGCCGAGGAGGCCGAGGAGGAGUGGGAGAGGUGAGUGGACUGUGUGGCGGCUGAGGACAGAAGUGAGGGAAAUGGGGUGCCUUGCUGUGGGUAUAUCACCAGGCCCUGUGCUGGGAGCUGGGGACUCGGGUAACCAGGGCAGACCCCACUCAGCCAUUUCGGAGCUGUCAGUUCAGGGGGAAACAGAUAGGAGAGGGUGACCUGGAGCUCAAAUUGGCAGAGCAGGGUGGGAUCUAACUGCCCCCUUGGCUUCCCACAGGCCGCAGGUCACACAGCCUGAUCCACUGCAGGGCAACAGCUCCAGGCAGGGCAUACUGGGAGGGUUUCUCUAGCAGUGUCAUUGGCCUCAGAGGUGGGGCAGGUACAGUUAAGGGCUGUGGAGAGACAGUGCAUGAGGCCAGUGUGGAGUGACUGUGGGCAGGGGGACGAGGCUGGGGGCCCAGAGCACUUGGUCUUGGAUGUUAUGGCUUUGGAUGAGACCUUAGGGCCACCACCGCGCCCUAGCCCUAGGGCGCUUGCAGAUGGUGGGGAGGUCACUUUGGAUGCAUCUGCAAAAUGGCAUUUGCACAGGUCACAGAUCA